AGAACUUCUCAGAACCCCUGUUGUCAUGCCAACCAGAAACUUUUGGGUGAUAACACUACCAGCCAAUCACAAUAGAUAAUUGACCAAGAGGUUAUCAGUUAAUAACUUUACACACUGGAAUUCUGUAACAGCUCUAUCAGUUCUGGAACACCGACUGGCUUCAAACACAAUAGAACAACAGAGCAGCACACAAACAGCCACUGCUAUUCGAAAUAUAACAGAGGCAAACAUUCAAAACAAAGACCGGGGCAGCGAAUGGACUGAACCGAACAGCGAUGCCGCCGACGCCGGGCCGCAGCCUGUGGCGGAGGCUGAAGCAGGCGCAGGUGGCGGCCGGCUGGAGAGCGCUGCGCACCUGGCUCCGGGACUGGAUGUCCAGGGCCAAGCAACGGCGAGGCCCAGCGGCCAGCAAACGGCGUCGGCAGCGCCUCCGGGACUGUGUGGAAGCGGCCUGCCCCUGCUGCUUCCGGCGGCUCCCCCCUGACCUCUCGGCCCCGGAAGUGGAGAAACGGCGGCCGCAGGAGGCCCGUAUACAGGAAGAUGACAUCACUCGGGAGUGCCUCCGCAGCCUGGGGGGGUUCUUCUUCGGCCUUUUCUUCACCAGCAUCUACGGUUUCUUUGUCCUCUUCGUCCAGGAGUACAACCUGUGGUACUGCCUUCUCUCUACCAUCACCACUGGCAUUUUGUUAGGGCUUGGCAUGGGGCUGUCGGCUAAAAUCCGGAUCAACGUCUUCCUCAUGGUACCCCACCUCUUCUCCAAACAGGGGCGUGUGUUCCUGCUUGCCGUGGCAUUUGGUCUGGUGUUGGAAGGGCCCCUGAUGAACAUCAUCAUCAACUUCACUCGGGGAUCGGACACCAUCGCCUGCGGGGCGGAGCUGGCCAUGAACCAGACCCGGGAGCUCAUGCAGAAGGUGAAGGAACCAUUGGUCGCUGCUCUGGAGAAGAUCAAGGCCAUUGCCACUGCUGCCAAGGGCGUUGGAGACCGAGUGCGAAAGCUCUUCAAGACAAUGAAGAACGCAAUCAGGCACAUAGUGCGGAUCCUGCGGAACGUCACCCGCUGGCUGGCCCAGAUGGGGCAGACCUGUAACAAGGAGCUGGGCGAGCCCUACCAGAAGUGCAUCAAGGUCUACGACGACGCCAUCGUCCACUGCCUCUCCCUGCUCGGAAUAGUUGGCUUCCUGUGCCACAUUGUCACUAUUCUGAAGCCCCUGUGCGGAGCGUUCACAGUUAUCCAGGUCUUCUGUGUAAUCCCACAAAAUAUCCAGAUGCUGCUGAAACAGUGGAUUGCAGAACCCAUCGCAGACGCCCUGGAUAGACUAGCCCAAGAGUUUGAGUUCACCAUCUCAAUAGACCACCACUUCCACAUCCACGGCAACCAGUCACGAACCCUGUCACACUUGGCGAUGGACAUCAUGGAGGAGAUCUGGCAGCGUGUCGGAGUGGUCUACGAGUCCCUUGGCCUUCUCGGCUACAUCUCCACCGUGAUGAUGCUCUUCCUCUAUAUCCAGGCUCUGCUGUAUCGGAAGAAUUACCUGUUCAGGGACGACUAUGACAACUGUUACAUCACCAACCAGUUCCUGGAGAUCGAUGUCAUGCGCGCCAAGACUGGGAAGAACACUCUCCUACCCCUCAGUUACCAGGAAGCCUGCAGAUACGUUUGGCCCUGUUCUCUCUACUUGACUGUGGCCGAGAGAAAGCAAUACAUCCUUGGCCUAGCCAGACUCCUGCGUCAUUUUAUAACCGUCCUCUUCAUCAUCCUCCUGGAUUACAGCGUCUACUGGGUGCUGGACAUGGUCAGUUACCACCUACGGGCGGAGAUCACCGCACGAUCCCCCGUGGUAAUGGGAAUGUCCGUCAGCGGAACAGGAUACACUUCGGACAUUUAUCGGGACAUGGCGGGCGCCUUUGACGAGGUGCAGAGCGGGAAUAUCACGGUGCUUUCCCAGAAGUGCGCUGUCGUCCCCUCUCCUCCCAACUUCAAGAUCUACAAGUUGAUCGGAGGCCUGUACGGGGUGGUGUUUUUCAUCGUGCUAUUCGGCUGCUACGUUUCGAGGCUUCGGCGGUACAUCUGCUCCGUCUACUACCCAUCGCGGGAGCGGAUACGCAUCUGCUACCUGUACAACCAGAUCCAGACCAAGCGAUCCUCUCUGAUGAAUGAACUCUUCAGAUGCGUGCAGAGAAACUCCACCGAUGGCGGCCACACCAGCAUCCUCCUCGUCCUGGCAGCACGGUACAAGUUUUUUGCGUGGAUCGCCGCCCUCACGGGAACCUACGAGGAGUACUGCCUGGCGUGCGGCCGGGUGAUGGAGGGAGAGGAAAGUGAGAUGUUUGUUCCCUGCAUAACUCCUGGGUGUAAAGGCAUUUACUGCACGGAGUGCUACCAGAAAAUGAACAAUAUCUGCUCGGUGUGUAUGGGACCCCUCGCCUACCAGGGAGACAUCGAUGAGGAGGUAGAAGACGCAGGGGCUUGAAAGCACAGACGACCACUGCUGUCAGACCCCUGAACCGACCGGUUCUCUCACAUCCCCUUCCUGGUGGGGCUGCCACGUUCUCAGACCCUUAUCCGCCGUUGCUGCUUUAUGACACCCCACUGCGCGCCGGCUGAGACUGCACUCUGCGCCUUUAUUAGGAUCGAUGUUUAUUGAUGAGCUUCACGCAAGCGAGGAGUUUCAUUGCACCACAAUAAACUGGUCAGAAUGGGGUUCAUUAUCACCGACAUGCUGUGUGUUGUGAACAUUGUUGUGAUGUAGCAGAGGGACAGUGUAAAACAUAACAAUUACUUUAAGUUACAGGCUGAAAUACAAUACAACACCCUGAUUAAGGUUUUUACUGCUAUACUGUAGGUAUUU
This is a messenger RNA of Mobula hypostoma (lesser devil ray), 2849 nucleotides long. It is a transcript of the gene dcst2, whose product is annotated as DC-STAMP domain containing 2. The record is from RefSeq and is a predicted model, not a curated record. Gene Ontology annotation, cellular component: membrane. The transcript has 15 exons. The coding region runs from base 276 to 2471 and encodes 731 amino acids. NCBI's taxonomy places the organism in Eukaryota, Metazoa, Chordata, Chondrichthyes, Myliobatiformes, Myliobatidae.